AUGCCUCUUCUCUCGCCCUCCCCCACCAUCCUCGUCCCCCACCUUCCGGCAAAGACCCUCGUCGGCAUUGACCUCGUCACCUUCACAUCGACACGCAAUUUUCACGGCAUACGAGACCUACCGAAUGGUUGGCACUUUUUAUACACUGGAACAACGGAAAGCCUUUCUCUGAGAUCCGGGGGUUGGUUCUACGUUGGCGAUAUCAGCGUCUUUGAUGAGAGUCACAAUGGGACCAUAGUACCGGCGUCAUCCAGAAGUUUGGGGUCGGAUAUUUUCGUGUGGAAAUGGAAUUCGGAGACAGAAUCACUGGAGCCUCUGCGAGCAAGCAGCGAUGCGGACAGGCAGGAGGCGAUGCGACAUAAAGCGAAUUUAGGCGCUGUCUGGCAGCGUGGUGGGCUGUUCCGGUACCGCAGUCGUGUCUCGUCAUCGCGGACAUCGCCGUCGCACUCGCAGUCGCAGUUGCAGUCGCAAGAGCACCAGGGUCCUGUUCAGGAAGACAUUGAUGAAGAAGACGAGGAAGAGGGCAGAAAAGAUUGGGCAGACUUGACGAACAAUAUUUCCCCAAGGCUUCUGUCACGGAUUGUUGGCGACCCUGAACUAGACGUUGAUGGUCGGCCUCGGUGGAUGGUUACGUCCGGUAGCACUGCAGAAAGGGAUAGUGAUAAGAUUCCAGGACUUCCGGAUACCAACUCAGAGGAUCUGGCUAAGGUUACCAGGGAGCAGGAAACUGCAUUCUCGUUUCUUCCUGUUGACCUGAAGCGCACAUGGAGAGAAGGAGCUAUUGGGCGGGAGAGGACCGAGGCGGCUCAAGAUCGUUCAUGGGCAUUGGGGGACCUGAUUCAACGACACUCCAGUGGUGGAGACCGUGGAGAAAAGACGGGAGAGGCACAGAUCCUGGGUGAACUUCAAUUCACUUUCUUGAUGGUUAUGACGUUGAUGAACUACUCAUGUCUGCAGCAAUGGAAAAGAUUGCUGGAGCUAGUCCUGACCUGCCAGAAUGCAAUCAAGGAUCGUGAGCCUUUCAUGGUGAGCGUACUCCGAUUGCUUCUGCUACAGCUAAAACGGUGUGAUGAUGUCGAAGGUGGACUGUUCGAUAUUGACGGAGCCGAUGGCGGGGAAUUUCUGCGCAAGCUCCUGAUGAAGUUCAGGCGAACCCUAUAUGAAGUCGUCGACAACCCUGGUCCUACGCUGAAGGCCGAAUUCGACAAGCUGGCUACAUGGGUCAAAGACGAAUACGACUGGGAAUUGGAUCGCGAAGCCUUUGUCCGCCGGGGCAUGGUCCAGCUGGAGGACGGCGAGGAAGUUGAGCUAGAAAUGGAAGAUGAUGGAGACGACGAGACAGGGGAGUAUGCUCCCCUCGUUGUCGAUCUCGGCGAAGGGAACACGACGCAGGAUCUGGACAUGGACAAUGUGGAUACGCCAUAG
This is a messenger RNA of Aspergillus fischeri NRRL 181, 1425 nucleotides long. Its product is annotated as AAR2 splicing factor family protein. NCBI's taxonomy places the organism in Eukaryota, Fungi, Ascomycota, Eurotiomycetes, Eurotiales, Aspergillaceae. The transcript has a single exon. The coding region runs from base 1 to 1425 and encodes 474 amino acids. Gene Ontology annotation, biological process: spliceosomal tri-snRNP complex assembly. The record is from RefSeq and is a predicted model, not a curated record.